AUGGAUUCUCCCCAGCAAAUAGGCGACAUGACCACGUCGUCGAUACAGCACCAGCUCCGAGGGACACAUCUCAGCGCCACGUGUCUGACUCUGAUUAGCUCGGCGGUUUAUGCUGGGCAAAAGUUCAUUCAAUUGAACUUGAAAGUGGGCGAAAAUGAUACCAAAAACGAUUCUAAAGAUGUCAAUAAAGAUAGUUUGGUGAUACUUCGGCGCGUCCAGGACUCGUUCGUCAAUGUAUCGCAACUUUUUUCCAUUUUGGUCCGACUUGGACAUUCAAAUCCUGAUCAAAUUUCGAGUUUUUUGAGUAACGAAAUUCUUUCCAGCAGCCAUUACACCGGUUCGAUUGAAGGAUCGGUGUUCUACAAUGAUUUCCGGAGCCAUGAGAACCCCAUGCUUCAGGGUUUGUGGGUUUCGUACGACAGAGCAGUGGCACUUGCGUUGCGGUUUGAUAUUUACGAGUUUGCGAAAAAACUCUUUUUAAUUGAUGUACAUGACUACGACAGACUUCCCAAACAAGAGAAGCGCUCGCUCGCUGAAGGCUACGGCGUGGACGUGGCGGCAGGCUCGCCAAAAAAGAGAAAAGCCCUGGACUCCAAACUGACGUCUAGUGAACCCAACUCUAAUCUGGUAUCUACAUCGGCGGUUUCGAUUUCCACAAACUACCCGUUUGCCGAGCCUCCUCUCUCGCUCGACGACAAAAACGACGACUUGGUAUCCACCAUCAAGGCCAAAUACGGCGAGGUGUUCAACAGUGACGUCGCACACACCAUGGACUCCAUCCAAAAGAUCUUUGAGUCGAUCAUCUCUCGACACCAAUCGCACCUCUUGGCGGUGACCGAUAUACCUUUAGACCUGAAUGGCAAAACCGCGCUUCAUUUUGCUGCCACCUUGGCUGUCACAAACCUAGUGGGUGCAUUUGUAGGACUAGGACUCACGUCUCCCAUAAGAGGAACGUCUGACGGUGAAACUCCUUUGAUAUCUGCCAUAACCGUCACCAAUGCCAUGGAAAAGGGAAACUUUUCCACCCUUCUCAAAAACUGGUUGUACCCGUGUCUCUGGCUUGUGGAUAACCAGCGGCGUUCUGUUCUUCACCACUUGGCAUCUCAAGCUUCGGCAAAGCCUGAUUCCACCAGGGCAUACACAAACCAAAUAAUCGACUAUAUCGUACAAUCUGGAGGGCUCAGAAGGCUUUGCGAAGAUAUCGUUCCUGGUCAAGAAGACACUCACGGCAACACCUGUCUUCACAUUGCAGCAGAAACGGAAGCGCGCUGGCUCGUGCAAGUGUUGGUUGAGUUACGGGCUGAUGUCAACGUAGCCAACAAGCAGGGCGUCAAGCCUAUAGACUUUGACAUCGUGAAAGAUGUGGUGAGAGGAUCUUCGGUAGAAAAAGGAGACUAUAUUGUGGAGCUUAUACGUUCAGGCCUUGAAGUAAUGGAUAAAAACCAAGAGCUUGGAAUUAACGACGGUCCAGAAACCCACAAAACUUCACAUACAUCCAAUGGCCAACCACGAUCACAAACGCCAGAAUCGGCUUCUGGCAAGAUUUAUAAUAGCAUACAAGAGCUUCUUGCGUCAACCAGUCUGGAAUAUGAAGCAAUAAUCGAGUCCAAGAAACAGCUGGUGAACGAAUUGAAUAAGGCGCUUCGUGAUCUGACCAUUGUCACUGCUAAUAACCGGUUCAUCUCACGCAAAAUUGCCGACAAUUUGGCUUUUCUCGACAAUCUUAAGCUUCAACUCAACAACAUCAACGAAAAAAUCUCCACCACUAAACAGGAGGUUCCCGAUGCCAAUAUCAGUGAUGAUGACGACGCCGAUUUCGAUGCUGACGAGCCUUUUCGUAUACGAGCGCUCUACGACAAAUUGGGAGAUGGAAUAGAAGAAGUUGAAGAACCUGGUCCCGAGACAAUGGACGAGUUACCGUCGGCCGCGGUGCUCCAGGCACGGAUCAAGGCUUACGAGGAGAUCAACAGCACCAUGGAAACCGAACUCAAGGCAUUGACUGACUAUAGCCAGCUCACGGCCAAAUUCAAAAAGGUGGUGAGCCACUGUACUGGGGUGCCCAUUGAUGAGGUGGACGAGUUGUUGGAUGGGCUCUUGGAUACCGUGGAAGCACAGCAAUGA
Molecule: messenger RNA, 2121 nt
Organism: Meyerozyma guilliermondii ATCC 6260
Lineage: Eukaryota; Fungi; Ascomycota; Pichiomycetes; Serinales; Debaryomycetaceae
Gene: SWI6
Product: transcriptional regulator
Exons: 1
Coding region: 1-2121 (706 amino acids)
Cellular component (GO): SBF transcription complex; MBF transcription complex
Molecular function (GO): transcription coactivator activity; protein binding; DNA binding
Source: RefSeq, a predicted model, not a curated record